Molecule: messenger RNA, 1174 nt
Organism: Lolium rigidum
Lineage: Eukaryota; Viridiplantae; Streptophyta; Magnoliopsida; Poales; Poaceae
Product: COBW domain-containing protein 1-like
Exons: 9
Coding region: 52-1152 (366 amino acids)
Cellular component (GO): cytoplasm
Source: RefSeq, a predicted model, not a curated record
CGUAUACGCGAAGUCUUGAGCUUUCCCUUUUCUCUUCUCUCGCCGGCGGCCAUGGCAGACGACGACGACUGCCCUCCCCUCGCCGUCGAGCUCCCGCCGCAGGCGAACUUUCCUCCGGCUCCCGCUUCCUCCUCCAAUUCCGUCUCCGCACCGGUCGGCGUUACCGUCAUCACCGGCUACCUCGGCGCCGGCAAGUCCACGUUAGUCAACUACAUUUUGAGUGCGCAACAUGGGAAGAGAAUAGCAGUAAUACUGAAUGAGUUCGGUGAGGAAAUCGGAGUGGAAAGAGCAAUGAUUAAUGAGGGACAAGGUGGUGCCCUUGUCGAGGAGUGGGUGGAGCUGGCAAAUGGAUGCGUUUGUUGCACUGUAAAACACAGCCUGGUUCAAGCACUUGAGCAACUGGUGCAGAGUAAGGAGAGAAUGGAUCACAUAUUAUUGGAGACAACUGGUUUGGCUGAUCCUGCACCACUUGUCUCCAUUCUCUGGCUGGACGAUCAGUUGGAGUCAUCAAUCAGACUAGACUCUAUUAUUACGGUUAUUGAUGCAAAGAACUUCAGGCAGCAAAUUGACGAACACACAAACUCUUCAUCAUUUCCGGAAGCAUUUCAUCAAAUUGCAUUUGCGGAUGUUGUGAUAUUGAACAAAAUUGAUUUAGUAAAAGACGAUCUCGAGGAUUUGGAAAGGAAAAUUCAUGAUGUCAAUGCUCUUGUUACAGUGGUGCGCUCUGUCCGAUGCCAGGUUGACUUAAAUACAAUAUUUGAUCGACAGGCAUAUGGUGUAAAGAAUUCAUCGCAACUACAGGAGCUUCUGGAGUACAGUAAAUCAGUACCACCAAAUAGUCGUCAUGAUAGCAGUAUUUCCACCCUGUGCAUUUCUGAACAGGAUCCAGUCGACUUGGCUAAGGUGGAAUCAUGGCUUGAAGAUCUUCUUUGGGAGAAGAAGUCUAACAUGGAUAUAUAUCGUUGCAAAGGGGUUUUACAUAUUCAUAAUUCGAACCAACUUCAUACAUUACAGGCAGUGAGGGAAGUCUAUGAGGUUGUCCCGGCCCGAGAAUGGUCUGAUACACAAUCUCGCACAAACAAGAUAGUUUUCAUAGGGCGUGAUUUGGAUAUCAGUAUUCUUCAAGAUUCAUUCAGUCGCUGCAAGCACUGAUUAUCAUGGUUUGCACGACACA